Molecule: messenger RNA, 2364 nt
Organism: Penicillium argentinense
Lineage: Eukaryota; Fungi; Ascomycota; Eurotiomycetes; Eurotiales; Aspergillaceae
Exons: 1
Coding region: 1-2364 (787 amino acids)
Biological process (GO): peroxisome inheritance
Cellular component (GO): extrinsic component of intraperoxisomal membrane
Source: RefSeq, a predicted model, not a curated record
AUGCCCGAGACCUCUGAACCCGUGGGUCAGACGUCCAUACGCCGUUCGUUCACCCUCCCCACGAAGUUAAACUCGCCGGCGCAACGCGGUUCGGUUGCGCCUGCGCCAAACCUCUCAGACAACGUCAUCUUCUAUCAUCCCUCCGCGAAGAUAGUCCAUUUUGCUCCUAGGGCCCUCGUCCCGAUCCCGUCCAGUUCCGCGCCGACCGAUUUCGACUACCCCGUCGAUACCAUCGAAACGCUCCCAUGGCGCUCAGCCACCGAGCGGACGGUCGCAACAGCGCCGCUCCGGCUUGAAAGGGUCCACGGAUUGACCGCAUUUCUCAAAUGUGGAAACGUGGUUCACGCGAUCUUGAAAAAUUCGCAGUGCUGGUGUGUUGAUGGGGUGUCCAAAUUUGUCCUACGAAUUCGCCCUUUGACCUACUAUCGCAUCGAGAUACCAUACGAGACAGAGCAAGAUAAAGAGCUUGUCAAGAAUUUGAAGGAUGCACUGCCGACGGUGCUUCGAUACGAGGUCACACCAUGUCCCUUUAAGCGUGCGUUCACGGUUGAGCUGCCCGAGGAUGCUAUGGCACCUCGGCGCAAAAAGGCGUGGCGGCCGAAAGACAGGAGAGACAGUCUGUUUCCUGCGUCAGGGAGUAGCCAAGGCUCGCCAUCUGAAACUAGGACAGAAUGGCUGGACUCCGCUAGCACUGGAGAGGACACAGACGGAGGCGCAACCGACGACGGUGCUCCAAAUCUCCAGAGAACAAAUAGCGCGACAUCCGAAUCGAUGCCUGUCAGAACAAAUAGCGUGACAUCUGAAUCGAUGCCUGCCCCUGAUCAGUCGCCAUCAUCCGUUGACAAACUCGAAUUCCCAUCGCCACCAAAGUCCAUCAGAAGAUCAGUGACCGAGACCCCGCAGACAUUUACUAGCCUUCUGGCUAAAUUCGACGCCGCCUCGGUUCAGGAGGAAAGCGAUAGCCUGAAUAUCUCGCCCGUCAGCGAAACGAAGGAAAAUUCGAGUGUACAAUCUGAGAUUCCAACCAUUCCGGAGGUUAAAAUUCAACCGGCACCGGAUGUUUCGGUUGAUUCUCCGGUCGACCUUGUGUCUGCUCCGCAGAAACAGCCCACAUCGCAACCAGCAAAUCCCACGGUGGUCGAGUCGGCCACAGCCUUAGUAUCUGUUUUAAGCCCUGCUGUAUCUGAGAAGCCGGAUCCUGCCGAUCAGACAUCAGCGGUUGUGUCUUCUUCCGUGGAGUCCGAACCACAGAACGGAUUCCAGGGUGCGUCAGCGUCUAGGGAUGAGACGGCCGCUGAACCAGACACUGCAGUGCAGUCAGACUCUGUAUCGAGUCCCCAGCCAGCACCCUUACUUGUUACAGAUACAAAGGAUGAAGCAAAUUACGAUCCAGUGUCUGCAAACACCGCCGAAUCAGCACCCGAACCUCAAGCAGUGCCAAUCCCUUCGUUCCCGCCUGAGAUCCGAACGGAGCCUGUCCCCAACUCAGAGCCUAGACUUGAUACAACAACACAAGCUCCAUGUCAAGCCGAUGCUGCGCCUAUGAUUGCGACAAAGACUGACCCAGUGUCGGUGCCUACUCACGCGCCGGAACCCGCUUUGGAAGCCGGUCCAGAUCACGAUAGCUCAUUCUCCUCCACACCGGAGUCGUUUCAUUCAGUGGACCCGGCAUCACCAUCGGAUUCUGUCUCGACCCAUACUCCACCUGAACUGCAAAGCCCGGCUCACUCCCCGGAAACCGACCGCCCGAAGGGAGGAAAUAGGACCUGGGAGACAGCAAAAGCCCUUCCUUCAAGCUUGCCCGCAGACAAAUCCUCACCGAAAGCAAAUCAAGACGCCUUGCGUGUCACUGAUGGUCCAAGUCUGCCGCUACGGCCACAGCCUGUGGAUCGCUCAGUCCGAGAGGACCCGCUCAAGCCCUCCUUGACCAUUCCGUCAAGCACAAAGUCUUCCUCUUCUGCCACAGUCAAAACACCAUCUCCCACCGACCUCAAUCAUAUGAGCUCUGAAUUCCGUCGCCGGGCCAAGGCAACCAGAGAGCGUGAUAUUUCUCCGAUGCCUCCUGCUUCGGCUAUCUACCAGCCAACGUCAGGAGAGGAAGCCUCAUCAUUCCUGUCCAAGGCCCUGACCCUCGUUUUGGUACCUCCAGUAUCACUUUUCAUCGUCCUUCUUCACAUCGCCGCACGCAUUGUCGUCAGCCCCGCGCUCAACUCUACGCUUAGUGAUUCUAGCCAGGAAUCUCAGUCUUCGAGCAAGGAACCCGUCACUGAGGAUGAUUUCAGCUUUCCUCUGGAGCGUGAACCCUCCUCGGAAUACGAAGACGCCGAGAUCACCAGGAAGCUAGAUCCCUGGGAUCUAGACUAG